Molecule: messenger RNA, 2891 nt
Organism: Coniophora puteana RWD-64-598 SS2
Lineage: Eukaryota; Fungi; Basidiomycota; Agaricomycetes; Boletales; Coniophoraceae
Exons: 7
Coding region: 1-2355 (784 amino acids)
Source: RefSeq, a predicted model, not a curated record
AUGGCAGAGAAGCGUGCGUGGGCUCGUGAGAUCGCGAGCGGAGAGGCCGCGAGCGAGUCCGCGUGGGGCCCUGUGCCCAUGUCGGUGCCAGACGGCCAGCUGGUCGUGGUCAGGCAAUCGCGCGAUGGAGGUGCAAGCGAACGCACGCAAUCUCCUCCAGGCCCGCACAGUAUAUCAACCCUCCCCUCCUGGUCUGCCAUUCCAUUCCAUCCCCGCACCCCUCUCCCGCCUAGCAAGAACAUACGCGCGAUGACAUCCACCCAACCCUCCAUCCUGCACCGCUUUCCCCAUGAGCUUCUCACGGAGAUCGCCGUCCACCUCGUCGCCCUCGACCCCCUCGGCCCGCCCUCCGCCCUCGUCCCUCUCUUCCUCACCUGCAAGUACACCCACGCCACCCUCACCUCUUCCUCCUCCCUCUUUGCCCGUGUAUUUCGCACCCAGUUCGACCCCGCCGCUUCUGCCCGCCGUCUCGGUCCACACGGCUCGCACGCCCCAUACCUCGCCGACCAGCUCAAGCACUACUCGCAAGCCCUCUCUUUCUUCCGUAGCGGCGGUACCGGCAACAAGCAUCAGUUCGUCAACGCGUUAUGGCAAGCGUACAUCAUGUGCCUCGAGAACGACGGUCGGAACAUCGCCCAGCUCGAGUGGGCAGGCGCACCCGAUCUCGUCGACAGGUUUGUUAGAGGCCGCCUUGCUAAUGACCGCCUGGAUCAGACGGGCUGGCCGAGGGAGGACGAGGCGAUAUCACUCGCACUCUGGGUGAUGUGGUUCACCAGCACCCCCGCUCGCUUGUCGGCAGAACCCACAACCGCCCGAGGCGAGCUCGCGAACCUCCUCCUGCCCCUGGUCAACCUCCCCUUCCGCUACGCACACGCCUACGCCCCCGCCCAUCACGCCACUCUCCCGCUCCCCUCGCCCACCUCGGCAAACACCCCGCCAUCUGCGAUCCCGCACUCGAUCAUCACAGCGCACGGCGCGUAUCCGUCGUAUGCCCAGCGAAACGUCGCCGAGGUCCCACACUUCGAUCGCCACGGACGCGAGUUGUGUGCUCCGCUCGCGAGCACGGCCGCCAAACUCAUCUGGUUCUCAAGGCGCGAAGUCGUGCCCGUCGGCGUGCCACCUCACCUUCCGCUCAACCGCGCUGAGGCCAUCGCCAACAACAGGCAUGGGCCGACGCAGGCGGAUGUAAGCGAGCUGAACGCGAACAAGCACGCGAGACUGGUGGAGGGGGGUGACUGGUACGACGGCGAGGAUGGCUUGCAGAAUGGGCCGAGCAUGGGCUGGGACGAUGACUGGUGGAGGGCAGUGGACUGCACGGACAUGUUUUCAAAGCCGAGCAUUACGAGGACGCAUUAUUCGUAUGGUCUUAUGCGGGGGUUGUGGCAAGGGCGACUUCUGAUGCCAGAAGAAACCGGGUUCAGAAACCUCCUCGUCACGCCCACCAUGCCCGCCGGCUUCUCGGAGCUCAACCCGAUGUGUGCCGCCUCGCCCGUGUUCAUGCGUCUGCGCGAGCACCACUCGAUCGACCCAGCUGACGCGCUUGCCCCCGGGCACACCUUUGGCGCUGCGAACGCGAUCGACGCCAGUCUUUGGAGGGGAUGGUUGCCUGGGACGAGGACCUGGGUGGACUCUCAGCACACCAUGACUAUCACGUCGCAUGGACAGCCGCACACGUACGCGCACUACGAUCCUGGAAGGCCAUCUACGCACGACAAGGCGACGUGUCGUGCGUGCGUGGAGCGCUUCGGGGACGAUAUCAUCGAGGAGCGGGAGCACGAUGAGGAUUAUGUCCAGGCCCAGGGCAUGGGAGGACAGCCUGCGGGCGACGAGCAGGAUGGGGAAUGGGAAGACGAGUCGAUGAGCUCGGGCGACGAGGACAUGGCCGUGGACGAGACGAUCGAGAUGGUGUACGAGAGCGUCGGACUUGGGCGUCGACAAGGGGCGGGAACAGAAGCGGAUGUGGAGAUGACGGACAGCAGCGAGGCGGGCGAAUUUGCCACAGAGGAGUACUGCGUCAAGCGGCGGUGCGACGGCGUGCAGGACAUCGUCUUCUCGGGCGAGACCGACCUCGCGCACGGGCUCGCGUGGAACCACUAUCGCUUCCUCGGCCGUGUGCGCACGUGGGACGGGCUCGUUGCGAUCCUGCGCAUUCCCGGUGGUGCGCCGCUCGCCACGAACGCGGGGUCGCCCACGAAUCCGCAAUACAACGAGAAUGGCAUUGGCUGGUGGGUUUUUACGGGGUAUGUCGUUGGCGGGCGCAACUUUGUGGGGACGUGGCGGAGCGUGACGGGCGGCGAUCCGAGGGUGCCUGGGUGGGAGGGCGCGGUGGUGAUGAGUCGGCGGGACGGGGAGUGAGGAGGAUGGAGGAUCAUCAGCUCGACAGCUUCGGGCUCAAAACACGAUUUCGAUGCCCUCGACAUUUCAAACGCAAACACUUGGAUAUCUCGGCUCUCAUUACACGACGCAACGCAACGCUACGAUCUACACUACUCCUAGACUUCAAAUCUCCUGGCCUUGGUCAUUAUCGAAACGGCCCAACAACGUGCAUUGAUUUUACCACGUACGCUAUAUUUCUUUUCGCUCGCAUUGUAGCACCCUUCUUUAUUACCCGCGACAUCACUCUUCCGCCCCUCCCUAUUCGACUUUCACACCCGUGUGUCGUGUUUGUUCUCUUCCGUCUCUUUGUUUGUUGCAACUAUCUCAUCGCCUCUGGCCGCGGCACAUGCACAUCUCUCGUCUCGUCUCAUCUCACCUCAUUUGCUUUGCCUUGUCGAUACCGCCCGUACAUAGUCUCACAUCAUACCACGCAUUGCACCAUCGGACAUGCAGUAUCUUCUUACAUCUACCUCACUCGAUCUCGCGCAUUGUUAUAAUAUCAUGUAUCCUCGCAU